AUGGACUUAUCAGGUAUAUAUCAAUCAGAAGAAGAAGAAACGCUUGCCGAACAACAUAAUCAUGUUGUUAAUCUGUUACAACUUAAAAAAAACCAACCACACGACAAGUCAUGUACUAUAGAGUUCCUCGACGAGGCACUGUAUUAUGUUAUUAGAAGUCAUAAAGAAGACUCUUCGCGACAUUUGUUCUGCACUCCUAAUUUGUCCAAGAUUACAAUUGAAAUGAUACCAUUAUUUGCAAUACCUGAACAAGAAGAUAUUUUACAAUUUCGUCAAAUAAUUGAGGAUGAAUUAAUAGAAUGUUUCUCGUGUGUUGAAGUAUUUCAUGCUGAAAAAAAGCAACUCUAUAACAGAUUUUCAAAGGUAUACAUUAAUGAGAAAACUAAUGUAGACAACUUCUUCUCAAAUUUAAAAAAAUGGAUUAAAUCACGAGUAUAUUAUGAGUUAGAGAUGAUAAAACAAAACUUAGAUCAUGUAGAUCCUGUUCAGCUGAUAGCUUCUCCAAAUGACGCUAGAAUUACGACGGCCUUUUUAGAAAUACUCCUCGAUCCAUUUUUAUUAAUAGGCUUGAAUAAUUUGUUCGUUGACAUUUUGGUACAUUUCAAAGCCGACGAGUCAUUCAAAUUAACGUACCGUUAUUUGCCGGGUGUACUCAUCUCCACGCUACAUGAGAGAGCUGAAGUAAGAAAUUGGGCACGGGCAUCACUACAGGAAAUGACUAAGCCUCUUGAGAUGAAAGAAUUUCAAAGCUGUGCUUCCUUCGCUUCGUCAAUUCAGGCUAUUUUGAUUAAGCUUAGGGAUUUCAAUGAUUCUCCUGAUAAGGCUACAAUCCAAUUUAUACUUACAAAAAAUUUGGCCGAUGCUUGGGAAGGUGUUAACUUAAUAUUAUCUGUCAUGGAUCCGAAUAUAAUUCUAAAAAACUUCUUUGAACGUGAUUUAAACAUAAUUCAGAUCCUCUGCAAUCAUCUACAAUCAUCUUCCAAUAUCGAUGAACGUGUUUUCAUUGAUAUACUUGGCUGUUUGGAAAUUCUUAUAGACAAAAUUGGUUCCCAACUUUGGAAUCACAUAUCAUAUUGGGCCUUAAUAUUGUUUCAGAGUUUGUUUAUUGCAUACUCUUCUAUCAGGUCAAAUUCAUCAUCUCCAAAAGAACUUUAUGAAAUUUUCAUAAAAUUUUUGCAAAAAUUAAGACAAAUGUUUCCCGAUAUUAAACCAUCAGAAGUGCUGGAAGAAACUGCUUCUGUGGAAACCAUAACUUUGUCAAUUUUAAAUGAAAAUCUGAAUGUCAUGGAAGACAUUUAUAUUAAAUGUCAUUCAUCUACUUAUGAUUAUGGUUCAAUGCUCAGUAUACAAAUUAGAGGAAUUGUAUGGAAUAUAGCACUCAUUGAAACAUUCGAAAAUAUUAAUACAUCCGGAGAACAAUGUUCAGAAAUGAAUGUACUUUUACUUAAGUGCAUUCACAAACUUGUACUCAUGGACAUAAUAGAGACUGGACGCCAUAAUGAUAAAGAUCUAUUGACUUUUUUCGUCGAUCCAUUAAAUAAACUACGAGAACAAAUCGAUAGAUUUUUAAAGAAACUUUGUAAUGAAGAUUCGAAAAUAAUUCAUACCAUUUUACCCAUCGAAGAGAUCGCCCCUUCGAUGAUUCAUUUACUCUUUUCAAUAAACGGAGAAUUCAUGAUUGAAAGUCUAACACUUUUGAAAAAAAUGUACCCGAUCAACACUUAUGUAGAAUUGGUUCAAAAAAUCACUGCACCUAUUAUAGAAGGGAUAAUAGGUGUCCUUCAUACAUUCGCCAAAUGGACUGAAAUCGGGUGUGAUACUUUUAAAUUGGCUGGAAGUAUAAAGCAACUAUUAUCGGAUGCAUUUUUUCAACCUAUAUUGGGUGAAUGGGGCAUAUCUAAAACUCAGUCAUUGUCUCAAGAUCUCAUUUCAUUGAUUCAUAGAUAUUGGGAUGCUUCAUGGUGUGCGUUUACUCAAGUGUUCAAAAAAUAUGAUGAUUCAGUUUCUGUAACAAUUCAUGAAGAGGUUAUUGUUCAAUUAUCUAAUUACGCGGAAUUAGCGACUCGUAUGUUACAGCGACAUUCAGAUCCAGCUUUUGGUUCUAUCGAUUCUCUUAGUCUGACAGAUCCAUUUUGUCAAGCUCUAAAAUACAUUAUUGGUUUGUUAGAAUGCAACAACCUUGAUCUAAUACAAAAAUUACACCGAUUAACUUGUGAAAUACUUUAUGUUCUGACUAAAUAUGAGUUAACUGUAGAUAGUACUUUGUAUGUUAAAUUGAUGAGAGUUUCAAACGAAGGUCACUUGGCUGUUGAUGAGCGAAAUGAAUUGCAUGCCGCAUUAUCCAAGCAUGUAACGAACGGACGUUUAUUAGAAACAUUGUACGAAAAUAGAGAAAGUUCAUACAUGGAUACAUCAAUAUCAUUACCAUACACGGGUACAUCAUCACCAUUACCAUACACGGGUACAUCAACACCAUUACCAUACACGGGUACAUCAACACCAUUAUCAUACACGAGUACAUCAACACCAUUAUCAUACACGGGUACAUCAACAUCAUUGUCAUAUAUGGAUACAUCAAUCUCAUUCUCUGAUAACACUACAGCACCAACAAAGGAAAUUAAAAAACCCAUAAAAUCUAUUUUAUAUGCAAGGGAAAAGGGUGACUCACAAAAGAGAGUUCCCAAAAAAGUACGGUUUGAAUGA
Racocetra persica is the source of this 2703-nucleotide messenger RNA. NCBI's taxonomy places the organism in Eukaryota, Fungi, Glomeromycota, Glomeromycetes, Diversisporales, Gigasporaceae. The record is from the annotation of a GenBank genome assembly.